UUUUAUGAUAAAAAAAAAAAAAAAGAUUUAUGUUAGUUCAUGAAGUGCAAGUGUUAACCUUUGACUUGUGUUUUGGAACAUUAUGUGUUAUUUAGUUGUUUAUUAUAAAUCAUAUCAAAGAACUUUAGAGUUUAGAGGAAUCAAGUUGGCAGAUUAAACUUAACUUUAGCACUUUUUCAGAUCUAAUUCAAUUGUUUUCAUUAAACUGCAAUAAAAAAAAAAAAAUAUCCUAUGAUUGAUUGUCAGAAAUGAGCCGGCACAUUUGGUAAUAGUAAUGACUGGUGUGUAAUUAUUUAAGGAAAAACUCUUGUGGAGAAAUCGAAUACGGGUUUUAUUUUAAUAUAAAGUAAGUCGUUAUCAUCGACCUUACUUGUACAUAUAAAUUCAUUAUCAUUAUCACUAUUUAGUGCUGCUUACCAAAAAGGGUCGGAGUGGUGGUCUAAUGCUAAAUGAGAGGAUGGACUCGGGUCCUGAAGCAAGGCUAAUUGUAUGUGAAGAUGAAAUGGUUGAUCACUUUAAGCAAAGAGUUUGGGAAGAAUCGAAACGAGUAUGGGCAAUUGCAUUCCCUGCAAUGGUGUGUCGUGUAACGACGUAUGGAGCUUAUGUGGUUUCACAAGCUUCAUUUGGGCAUAUUAGAGAAGUGGAUCUUGCUGCUUAUGCUCUUGUACAAACUAUACUAGUGCGCUUUGCCAAUGGUAUCUUGCUAGGCAUGGCAAGUGUUACAGAGACUCUUUGUGGAGAAUCCUUUGGAGCCAAACAAUAUGACAUGAUGGGAGUGCACUUACAAAGAUCAUGGAUUGUAAAUACUGCAGUAGCAACAAUGAUGGUGCCAUUCUACAUUUUCGCUACACCUCUCCUAAGACUUCUCGGACAAGAAGAGGAUAUUGCUGUGGCUGCUGGAAGCAUAUCUUUGUGGUUCAUUCCCAUUAUGUAUCUCAAUGUUUUUGGCAUGACUAUGCAGAUGUAUUUGCAAGCACAAAAUAAGAAUAUGGUGGUUACAUGGCUGUUUGGGAUAUUGUUUUUUGUUCAUGCCCUACUGUCAUGGAUAUUUGUGUACAUAAUGGAUUGGGGGCUUCCUGGGGUAAUGAUUGCCCUGAUCAUUGCAUUUGCGGUGAAGGUGCUUGGUGAGGUUGUUUACAUAUUUGGAGGUUGGUGUCCACUUACAUGGAGAGGAUUCGAUAAAGCUGCAUUCACUGGUCUUAUGCCUGUCCUGAAGUCCUCAACUUCUUCAGGUGUAAUGCUCUGCAUCCAGGUGUGGUACAAUGCUAUUUUAGUUCUAUUAGCAGGAUACAUGAAAUAUGCAACAGUUGCCAUUUCUGCCUUCUCAAUUUGCUUAAAUGUGAGUACAUGGGAACUCAUGAUAUGCCUUGGCUUUCUGGGUGCUGUAUGUGUCCGGGUUUCAAAUGAACUAGGAAGAGGAAAUGGCAAGGCAGCGAAAUUUUCAGUUGACGUGAUCUUGUACACCUCAGUUAUUAUUGGCAUAUUCUUUUGGAUUUUAUGUUUGGCAUUUGGCCAUCAAAUUUCAUACUUGUUUACAAGCAGUGAAGAAGUUGCAAAAGCCGUGUCUGACCUUUCUGUCCCCCUUGCAUUUUCGAUUCUACUAAACAAUGUUGGACCAGUACUAUCAGGAGUUGCAAUUGGCUGUGGAUCACAAGGAGUGGUUGCAAUUGUUAAUGUAUGUUCAUAUUAUGUCAUCGGGAUCCCGAUUGGAGUUCUACUGGCAUAUGCUGCUCAUAUGGAGGUUAAAGGAAUAUGGAUAGGAAUGAUGUGUGGAAUGGUAACACAAACGAUUGCGCUUCUUUACCUUACAUGGAAAAUUGAUUGGGUGGACGAGGUUAAAAAGGCGUCGAAACGUCUGUAUCAUCUUUCCUAAUAAGAUAGAACUUUACCUUGAAUUCUUAUCAAUGAUUUGAGAAGAAAGUUCACUAUUAGACUAUUGUCACCACUUUUACUACUUCACAAGCUGUAAACAAGUUCGAAAGGCUUGUUAUUGCUACAACCUCGGGGUCAUAAUUCAUCGAAUAUGGUUUCAAAUUUCAUUUUUGAAGAGUUGCAUUGCAUUGCUGAACUUAAUUAUCUUACUUCCCAAGGUUUGUCACAAGACUCGCUACCAAGAGCAAGAAGUUCGCUGACUUAUGUAGAGCAAGAGCUUGUAGAAAGAAAGGAUACUUUUUGUUUUUUUGGAACGGAAAAGGUUAUUUAUUUUUGUAUGUAAUAACUAGUUUUUUGCUCGGGCAAUACCAUUACUUAUGAGAAACAUUUGUGUUUA
Chenopodium quinoa (quinoa) is the source of this 2269-nucleotide messenger RNA. Its product is annotated as protein DETOXIFICATION 24-like. Gene Ontology annotation, biological process: xenobiotic detoxification by transmembrane export across the plasma membrane. Gene Ontology annotation, molecular function: xenobiotic transmembrane transporter activity; antiporter activity. The transcript is spliced from 9 exons. The record is from RefSeq and is a predicted model, not a curated record. The coding region runs from base 443 to 1873 and encodes 476 amino acids. Gene Ontology annotation, cellular component: membrane. Lineage: Eukaryota; Viridiplantae; Streptophyta; Magnoliopsida; Caryophyllales; Amaranthaceae.